Rhododendron vialii is the source of this 2595-nucleotide messenger RNA. RefSeq lists its product as uncharacterized. The coding region runs from base 148 to 2241 and encodes 697 amino acids. NCBI's taxonomy places the organism in Eukaryota, Viridiplantae, Streptophyta, Magnoliopsida, Ericales, Ericaceae. The transcript is spliced from 13 exons. The record is from RefSeq and is a predicted model, not a curated record.
CGGGGACACAAGCCCAACUUCAGAUUUUACACCCCAAGCCCACCCCCCAGUUACUGCCCACUGCCCAGUCCGUGGACUCACCACUCCGCUGAGUCCUCUCUCUCUCCCUCCCUGUCCUGUCAGUGAUCGAUCUGACGACGAAGGAAGAUGAGGAAGCGUGAUUUAGCGAUCCUCAUGCUCUGCGCCUUCGCAAUCUUCUUCUCUCUUCAGCACGAAGGCGAUUUUUCCUUCAGAGAGGCGUGGUUCCAUCUUUCAGAGGAAUACCCGAUCAAGUACGAGGCGGAGCGUCUCCCACCGCCGCUAGUCUCCGAUCUCAAUGGAGAUGGAAAGAAGGAGAUUCUCGUGGCCACUCAUGACGCCAAGAUUCAGGUUUUGGAGCCCCAUGCUAGGCGUGUGGAUGAAGGAUUCAGUGACGCACGUGUUCUUGCAGAGGUCUCCCUGUUGCCUGACAAGAUCCGUGUUGCAUCUGGAAGACGUGCUGUGGCAAUGGCAACUGGAGUUAUUGACCGGAUUCAUAAGCAUGGUCAAGUAGAGAAGCAGGUCCUAGUUGUUGUUACAUCAGAUUGGUCUGUAAUGUGUUUCGAUCACAACCUCCAGAAGCUCUGGGAGGCAAAUCUGCAGGAGGAUUUUCCACAUAAUGCUCAUCAUAGGGAGAUAUCUAUAUCCAUAAGUAAUUAUACUCUCAAGCAUGGAGAUGCAGGAUUGAUAAUCGUUGGUGGAAGAAUGGAAUUGCAGCCCCAUAUUUAUGUUGAUCCUUUUGAGGAAAUUGGGAUGGCGGAGAAAAACGCUGAGGAGCAUAGAAGAAGUGCGACUGAAAAAGAAGCUUCUGAGAAUUCUGGAACUGUGGAUUUACGCCAUUUUGCAUUCUAUGCAUAUGCUGGUCGAACUGGCACACUGCGAUGGAGCAGAAAGAAUGAGAAUAUGGAAGCACAUUCUUCAGAUGCAUUGCACUUAAUUCCACAGCAUAAUUACAAACUUGACGCUCAUGCUUUGAACAGCCGUCAUCCUGGAGAGUUUGAAUGUAGGGAAUUUAGAGAAUCAAUCCUCGGAGUCAUGCCUCAUCACUGGGAUAGGCGGGAGGACACUUUAUUAAAAUUGGCUCAUUUCAAGCGGCAUAAAAGGAAACCAUUGAAGAAAACAGGUGGGAAAGCUACCAGUUACCCAUUCCACAAGCCUGAGGAAAACCACCCUCCAGGGAAGGACUCAACCGGGAAAAUUCCAAACCUGAUUGGACAAGCUGCAAAAUAUGCCGGUUCUGCGAAAUCCAAGAAGCCAAUGAAUUACAUUCCUACGAUAACAAAUUACACACAGCUUUGGUGGGUUCCUAAUGUUGUUGUGGCUCACCAAAAGGAAGGGAUAGAAGCGGUUCAUUUGGCAUCUGGCCGUAUGAUAUGUAAGCUUCAUCUUCAAGAAGGUGGCCUCCAUGCUGAUAUUAAUGGAGAUGGAGUCCUAGAUCAUGUCCAGGUGGUUGGAGGAAAUGGCGCUGAGCAGACAGUUGUAAGUGGAUCCAUGGAAGUGCUGCGACCCUGUUGGGCUGUUGCAACCUCCGGUGUUCCAGUACGAGAACAACUUUUCAAUGCUUCUAUAUGUCAUCAUUCCCAUUUUAACUUCUUUCAACAUGGAGAAUUCUCUAGAAGCCUUGGUAGAACUGUGGAUGUAAGUUCUUUAGAGGUUGCAACGCCCAUUCUAAUCCCCAAAAGUGAUGGUCAUCGGCAUCGUAAGGGAAGCCAUGGUGAUGUUGUUUUCUUAACAAAUCGAGGGGAGGUAACAUCAUAUUCGCCUGGCUUGCAUGGCCACGAUGCAGUUUGGCAGUGGCAGCUUCUCACCGGUGCUUCCUGGUCGAACCUUCCAUCUCCCUCGGGGAUGAUGGAUGCUGGCACGGUGGUCCCCACACUGAAGUCCUUCUCCUUGCGUGCUCACGACAAUCAACAGUUGGUCCUUGCGGCAGGAGACCAAGAAGCUGUAGUGCUAUCUUCCGGAGGAAGUCUGCUAGCAACAGUUGUUCUUCCAUCAGCACCCACUCAUGCCCUGAUUUGUGCGGACUUCUCGAACGACGGGUUGACUGACCUCAUUCUGGUGACCUCCGAUGGGGUGUAUGGCUUUGUUCAAACUAGGCAACCUGGUGCCCUCUUCUUUAGUAUGCUGGUGGGCUGCCUUAUAAUUGUGAUGGGUGUAUUGUUCGUCUCCCAACACCUCAAUUCUAUCAAGGGGAAACCUCGAGGUUCAUCGGGGUUCCAAUGAAAUUUCAGUUCUGAACGUGUUUUGACUAUAUUGUGAUGAAAUUUCACUUGUGAAGAUCGUCCGCAUAAUGAAGUAAAAUUAUGAUGCCAAGGUUGGCGAUUGUAGUGGGAAAUCGUGCAGAGUUGGGAAAUAGAAGAGUUUCAGUGGACAUUGUUCGCUCUGUUGGGGUUCCGGUCUCUACUUACUGGAAGAGGUCUUGCUUGUGGUAGUUCCAUACUUUAAUUUUAGGCUAGAUUGAAUAUGAGCAAAGAACAAGUUUUCUUGAUUUGAGGUUUAAAUGAUAGAAAUGUAUUCCAUUUGCCCUUACCUUCAGUUCUUGUUGAUGGCCUAGAAAUUAAAUGUGCUUUUUGCCAA